GGUCGGGAGAAUCGGUUCGAAAACAGCAAGCCCCCGAGACGUUUUCAGUGACAACCGUGAUAGAAGAUAACGCGUGUUAUAAAACCAUAACCUCGGUUUAUUUUCCUCUCCGUCGGCUCUCACACAUCAGAAAGGAUGUUCAAAAUCAGUGCGAAUAAGGGGGAAACACCCUAAAAAAGGUAACACGAUUGUGCAAAUGAGAAUAAAGAUGGUGUGUAGGUGCUGUCUGGAGCAGAGUCAUUGAGGUCGUUAAACGAAUUGUUCAUGGUGGAGAGCAAUUAGGCAGGAAGGCCUCAAUACGAAGCAUUCACACUGGCCGAAAUCAGCCCGGCUGGAUAUUAGCCUCUCCUACUGCAGCUCCGGGAACUUGCCAGAAUCCGCAUGACACAUAUCCUGCAGCGCCAUCGGAAAGUGAAGCUCGAACUUGAAGUGUGAGUGUGUGGGCUAUGCAUGCCCGCGGUGGAUCACAAUGGCAGAGUCGAAGAAAAAAUUCUCUGGGCCCGCUGCGGCGCGCCCAUCCCGCGUCCGGUGCAACCUGGAAUGUGCAAGUUGUGCGUGGCAAAAUGACAUCACGCUGCCUUUGGCACGCAUGUCGGGCCCUGGUCCUAGGCAUCGUACUCAUGCUGGUCGGCGGCGGGAUGGCUACCGUCGGAUAUUACGCCAACAACUUCCCGUCGCUUUCCGAUGUUAAGAGCAACAGCACCUCGACGAUUCGCGUCAAAAACGAGCAUCGGGGCCUACAUCUGAACAACCUGUCCUACGUUGGCCCCAUCAUCAUGGGGGUUGGAGGUUUUAUCGUUGUGGCAUCAUGUGUAAUGACGUUCGAGGCUCGCGAUUCAGCUGCCAAAGUGGUGCCGGCUCGUUUUAAGCUGAGUGGCAACGCCCGCAACACCAGCCGCAAUAACACAUCUCGACGAUCCACGACCAAUUCCAAUGGUCCAGGUCCGGUUGGACCGCAAACCGCCAGAUGGGAGCAACAUUUAGGGGUGUUUAGAACAUCUCCGGCCGUAGAACAAGUUCCAGACCGGAAAGCAUUGACAGCGGCGUUGGUUCACUUCUCCAGGGCGCUAGGAACGCCUAAGGCAACACGCGAACAGCUCGAAGGUCGACGGAUGUCCCGAAGUGAUUCCGUGCCCAAUCUAACAGCCGAUAAGCUGACGGUCCCGUUGGCGACGGGAUCCCCCGCUGGGGUACGGUCCCUCGUCCGGCAACCCAGAGGGUCCCGUGUGAGUAGUAUGGUUCACAGAUCGACACGUGAAACAAACGGCAGCUUGUUGCACCCGGGAAUGCUCCAAUUCCACCGACAUGCGCUUUCCGUAGAUCGACCGGAACCAUUGCAGGCGAAUUUGAAGCAGACUGGCUCGCACGGAUCAAUGCACUACGGAAGCCCAAGCGAUAUGCCUAUCGUGCACAAAUUGCGUGACCGGACCAAACGCUCCGAUACGGCCCGGAAGCACGUUCUGUCCCGUCAAACCAAAAUAGAGAAAGACGAACCGGGCAGUCCGAAGCCGAACCCUUUCGCAAACAGUCGGCGCUCGUCGACCAUUUCGAAUGCCUCAUCCAAGCUGAACAAGAGCAGCAGCAGACGUGCCUCAACCAUUUCCAAAACACCCAGCGUAGACUCGAGGGGGGCGGCUUCGACGGUGGAGGUCACCAGCACGGAGCCAUCGUUGCUGGCCAUGACACCACGGAGAGGCAAUAAUCCGAUGGCACAGAUGUCUACGUCGCCGUCGUCGAUGGAAAAGGAAUGUCGGAGUCAGCCAUCGAUUUGCUCCGAUCCAACCGGACGUCAACUUUCAUGCCAAUCGAGCUUAGAACCGUGUGUGCCCGAGGAAGAAAGUCCAGAGCUGGAAGAGGUGCUGCACGACAUGACAGCGACGGCGUCCGCCAGCAGUCAACAGCGCACAAACUCGACCCACGCCAACGACAAAUCCAAUCGACCGGAUACGCUUGUCCUAGGCCGGAUAGGAGAUGGACCGCUGGGUGCUGAGAAGACCAAUCGUUUCCUCUAUCGAAGCAAUUCGACGAAAAGCUUCCGCAAACCGAAGCCGAAAAUCAAAUGCAAGAAACUGAGCAACGAAUUCGAUCAGAUUUACGUUAUUAGCAGUAGCUCCGGCAACGAGUAUGAGGCUUCCACGGCUGCCGGAAGUAAUCGUUAUCCUAAUUUCCAUCACGCACGCGACGAUGAAUAUGAUUCGAUUGAGGUGAUAUACGAGCGACGCAGUAAGAACUUUUCAAAAUUCAACAACACUGGCGGAGAUGAGCAUCAACCUCAGGAACGGUUAAGUGGAAAGCAGGAAAGUGACGAUCUCUGCCCGGUGGGGGAGAGUUUGGGGCUGAACAAAUUCAGUGUGGUCGCUGACAUUUCCCCGGCGAUUGCAAGCGUCCAUACGAGCCCGGACAAGAUUGCCGAACGAACAUCGCCGGCGCGAAAUGACGCCGGAAAUGGAAGCUUCGCCGAGCUCAGCCAGCAGGGCGAAGGCUCAACGGAUAAAGAAGACAGUGGGAUACAGGACACUAAUUUCAAUAGCUCUAUUCAACGGUACGACACGGUGAUCUAUAAUGCAAGUGCAAGUGUGGAGAGUGAGGAAGCAUCUUUGGUGACGGUCGAGGGCAAUAGAACUGACUAGAAGACUUGGUGAUGGUGAUGAACGAGAGGCAAUGGAUGAAAGUGUGAAAAGAAAUGUGACGAUGUUGGCACUAGAGUUAAGUCUAUGCACGGUCAGGAAGAAGAAAGUGGUAAUAACACUAUUAAGGUGUAGGCGUUUGUAUGAGCGAGAGAAGUUAAUUACCAUGACAAGGGUUGAGUGAGGCCAUUGUCUGUUUAUUUAUUCAGUAUUCAUCAGAUUAUGGCUGCACUGUUGUGUCCUGAUUCCUCGCUUGAGUGGCGACGAGAUUUGUCCGAAACAGAUUAGUCGAUGCUAUUGGAUGGGGUUGGAAUUGUUGGGAUAACACAAAUAUAGAUAGCAGAACGAUGUUGUUGUUAUAUAAUUACCGGCAUGGUUUAUAUCAUCGUUUUCUGCCAGCCUUAUUUUGAUUUAAUUCGUCGCAUUAUUGGCCUAUGGCAAAUGUACGCAGCGGGACAUUUGUUUGAAAACAUAUUUAAGAAACACUCUGGAUAAAAAUGUGCAAGUGAAGUUUGGGACAUUUACAUAACCGGAGAGACGUCGGACUUCACCAAGAGCUGUCAAUUGAAACAACUUAUCGAAAAUUCAAGUAGAUUUCUGUAUCUAUUACGAAAUUAUGUCUCCCAUGGUCUCAAAAACAUCAUUCCCGAAAAAAUAAUCUAAAAUUCUGAUUCAAUUGCUUUGGCGGCAACUGUAGCAAUUACAAUGGAACGAAUUUUUCACCUUCAGUUUUCAACCGAUGAUCACGGUUCUCUAUAUUGAAAAAUUUCUACUACUUAUCCGGCUUGCAAUGUGUUCUACUUUGAAGUCACAUUUUUAUCCGGAAAUAAUGCACAAAUUCGUGAAGAUUGAAUGAUCGAUCGAACAAUCACCAACCACUACUAAGGGGAGUGGGGGUAAGACGGACAUGGACAGAACUUCAAUUGUAUUUUUGGAAACUCAUGUUUCCCAAAACUUCAAUACAGUUUCUUACAAUUCAAUAUACUGUUUAUCGGAAUAAUCAGCCAAAUUUUUUUACAAAGAAGUAUUUUUCCAUGUUCCCGUGUUUCCACUGAAAUUAAACCGAAAACCGAAAAGUAGAACAUUUCUUUCAAUGUUAUUGAUCCACUUUGCUGAGAUGAGGGUAUCCAAUUUUCAGAGAUUUUUGACGACUUUUCCUAACUUUUUCACUCCACGAUAAUUUUUCCUCCUUCGUUGAAAAGAAUGCUGCUGCAUCUUUUUCGUCGAGGAGUAGCGUUUUAUAAUCCGAUCUUCCAGUGUACUCUCUAGCUCAGUGGUCUCCCAGAUCGAAAAUCUUUGAUCCAUACUUUCUAGGGUUUGUAACAUACUCGUAUGCAACUCCUUCAAAAAUAAACUUCAUCAUUAACUAUUGAUCCGUCCGGAUCUAAAAUCAUCGUCUGAAUGUGUUUUUUAUUCCGGCCAUAGAAUUGUGAGACACAAAUAUUUGUUUUUAUUUUUGAUAUUUUCUUGUCAACAGCUAGGUACUAUGCUUGACAUAACACUUAAUUGAUAUAAUAGUAACAAUCAGUCAUAUUAAUUCAACAUGCAAAAAAUGUUAAGGUAAGAUAUUGAAUGUAAUGAGAAAGUGUCCGGAUUCAAUAGCUUUACAGUACUCUUUCCAUCACUUUGAAUCGAUAUUCGGAUGUAUUUACAAAGUUUCGAGAGAGUUUAUGAGCAUUCUUGUACAGUAACUGAAUGUUUUUGAAACGUAAGCAACUUACUUCAUUUGUCACAGACCCAACAUGUGUGCUUUAAUGAGCAUGCGUUCAAUAAAACUAGUUCAACGAAGCCUUUGGAAGAUAUUUUUAUGAGAAGUACGAAAGAAAUAGCACUCGAAUCAGGAACUACGAAAAUUGACACACUUCACAUACUAAAUGCUGGUUCGAAAUGAAAAAUGCGUCUAACUUAACUAACUAAUAGCUUCUCAAAAUAUUGAUUCGAAAUUCGCGAAAAAAGUAAGUUUUACUUAAGAUGUCCGUCUUUACCGCCUUUCCCCUAUCUGUGGUAGCUGCGGCCAACACUGAUAUCAUGAUUAAAUGAAUGGAAAGCGCAGCAUGAAAACAGUCUUAAUAGACCUAUAAAAAUUCAAAUAGCGAAAACCCUAGGAACCUCCAAAAAAUAAGUAUAAGUGUCGAAGUACUAUAACCAUAACCAAUAGACAUGUUUGUGGCAAUAUGCUGAGCUCUUCCAGUCUAGCACAAACCGACAAACCAAAGUGAUUCGGAACAUAGCGACAAAAAGUGGAAAUAAAUCUGUCACAAGAAUUCUCUGUUCAAUGGGGUGAAAACAAGCGGAUUCGAGAGCCACUUAUAUGUGUCCACAUGUAAGCUGUGAUGCCAUCUGGGUGUUGUAAAAGUUACCCCUAGAUGAAAUGGAGAAAAAAAAAUUGAACAAUGAGUUUUUAACUCGUGCUUCGCCACACCAAUACGGGUGAACGUGGCAUUGGGGGGAUUGAAAAAAGAAAUGAAAGAUUCCACGGAUUACUGAAUCUGUCGUUUUUCCACAGAUUUUAUUGCUACGUUUCUUUGCAGUUUGGAAUCUCCACAUGGAGGGUUGGAAAUAUUGGAAUAUAAGAUGUUUUGAGGAAUUUUGCCUCUAUGUUUCCACGAGAAAAAAAAAUGAAAUGAAUCAACAGUAUCCUUGAAGUACGGACACAUCAAAACACCCACAUAUCAAACCGAUUGUGUGGUUUGAUGUUCAUUUUACCUUGAACCCACCGUGCCCAACUAACACAGCUUAUAUCGGAAAAUGGCCACCGUUUGCGGUCGGAAAAACAUUUUUCCUUCUCCCCACGAAAACACGAUGGCAAAAAUCGAGUCAUCCAUCGUGGCUAACCAAGCGGGUGAUAACCGCCGAAGGGUGACAGGCGGAUUCAUUUAUCAUCGCUCGCCAGUUUCGCUAUGUGGGUGGGCAUUGGAUUGUUUGAUGUUAUCCCCUUGCCGGUGGUGCUUCGGACAUUCGAGGCACUGUUUAUCGUUAUUCGACGCAAACAGGUAGGAUUAUUUGUGUUGUGAUGCUGAGAAAUAUGACUAGUUUGAAAUGCAUUCAAUUUGUCGAGGUUGUUUAUUUGACUUUUAUGAUACAGGUUCACCCCUGGAACCGUACGAUAACAAUGUCCGUCUGUCUUCUCUGGUCGUGACAUUUGAAGCAUUUAAGCAUAUGAACGAAACCGUCAGUAUAUCGACAAAUCAUCGAUAGGCCAAGAUAAAGGGCCUGGCCGGGUAAGGGAGUAAAAAGUGCCCCCAAACCAAAUCACUAGCUGUAUGGCAAAUAUUGUAAAGGAUAUUAAAUAAGAAAUUUUGGCUGUUUAUUUGAACCCCUAUGUGGUUUGACGUAGGAUCUAUAGUGAAAAACGUACUUUUUCGCUUAUUUCACGCCAUCCUCAAAAGAUCCGAGAUAAAAAUUUGAAAAAAAUACUGAAUGUGCAUCUUACUACGGUGUAUCAAGAAAAAUUUCAUCAAAAAUUUUAGUACCAAAAAAAAAUUGAAAUUUUGAAAAUUUUUGUUUUUGACAUUUAGAGAUUCAGUACUACUCUAAUUCAUAUUUAAAUGUGUUUCUACGGCUUUCCUAGAUAUGUGUGAUUUUUUUGAGAUUUUUUUCAGUGUUGCGCGGUAUCAAAAAAUAUUUUUUUUAUAUUUCCAAAGAGUGGUUAGGUAAGGGAGUAAAAAGUGCCCCCAAACCAAAUCACUAGCUGUAUACCAAAUAUUGUAAAGGAUAUUGAAUAAGAAAUUUUGGUGGUUUAUUUGAACCCCUACGUGGUUUGACGUAGGAUCUAUAGUGAAAAACGUACUUUUUCGUUUAUUUCACGCCAUCCUCAAUAAAUCCGAGAUAAAAAUUUGAAAAAAAUACUGAAUGUACAUCUUACGGUGACCGGAAUAAAUCGCCACAGUAAACAACUGCAACAGAAACAACCGCUUAGAAAAAGUGUAGUAGGCUAGAAAUAUUUGGCGCGGGAAAAACAUCAUGUGCCUCACAUUUCUAUUAUAAAUUUAUUCUCUUGUUCUCGUUUUUCGAAAUUUAUUCUGAGGACAAUGUAAUGGGGACGAAGUCCCCAUUUGGCGAGGAUAAGGAAUCGAGGCGGCCCAUGCCGCCAAGAUGACGCAAUCCGAGUCCACCGCCGACCCGCCGUCGGAAGCGGCGGUGUCUCGCACGCAAACCUGGGAUCCACUGAUUGCCCGGUUAGUUUGAAACAUAGGAUACGAUCCUUUAGCAAUGUCCGACCGAGCUCUAGCGAGCGUCGGACGGUAUACGUCUGCCCGGGGCGUUACGUUUGCCUGGGGCGAUACGUUUGCCCGGUUAAUUCUUGUUUUGAAAUACAAUACCGCGCCACAAUAUUUAUAGCCUACUACACAUUUUAUAAGCGGUGGUUUCUGUUGCAGUCGUUUUCUGUGGCGAUUUAUUCCGGGAACCA
Toxorhynchites rutilus septentrionalis is the source of this 7038-nucleotide messenger RNA. RefSeq lists its product as uncharacterized. Lineage: Eukaryota; Metazoa; Arthropoda; Insecta; Diptera; Culicidae. The transcript has 9 exons. The record is from RefSeq and is a predicted model, not a curated record. The coding region runs from base 447 to 2630 and encodes 727 amino acids.